Messenger RNA from Synchiropus splendidus (mandarinfish), 2444 nucleotides. RefSeq names its product ERBB receptor feedback inhibitor 1. The coding region runs from base 248 to 1195 and encodes 315 amino acids. The record is from RefSeq and is a predicted model, not a curated record. Gene Ontology annotation, biological process: negative regulation of epidermal growth factor receptor signaling pathway; regulation of keratinocyte differentiation. The transcript has 4 exons. Gene Ontology annotation, cellular component: extrinsic component of cytoplasmic side of plasma membrane. NCBI's taxonomy places the organism in Eukaryota, Metazoa, Chordata, Actinopteri, Syngnathiformes, Callionymidae.
GUCACUAUGGCAGGAUGUGUUCGCUUCUUCUUGUGUUGUUGUCACGGAGAUGAAGCACAUGGAUCAACCCUGAACUAUUACAGCUAUUUCUACGAUCGGAACUUUUAUUUGGUUUAUGAAUGAAGUGGAGGAUCUGCGCAUGCUCGCGUUCGUCGCUGCAGAUGGAGAAUCUAUUUUAGCUUGAGGAAUCCGAGGAGCACAACUGUAUUUAUGCAUAUGAAAACCAGCGUUCUGCUCCUGCCACAACAUGGCCAAAAGUCAGAGUAACUUCUGGGGACAACACGACCUCAGCAGAGCGUGUUUGAGUCUGAGCGCAGACCUGGAACACAACCUGAAGGAGCAGCAGAUGGACAAAGACGAUAACUCAAACCUCAGCCUCUCCCAGGCUCCCUUCUAUUCGGAUACUUCCCACCAAACUUUGUGGCGGACCAAUGAGGGCGACCAAGUGGUCCCCGCUCCCAAGAGGCAUUCAAUGUUUGGAGACCACCAGAGAGAAUCCAAACCCCUGCCCCCUCUGCCUGACCCAGAGGAGCUCAUGUCCGAUGAGGCUGCUGACAAUGAAGUCGAGUUCUUCACCAGUGAUCGGCAGCGACUUUUACCCCGCAGCGGCCCCAAGUCUGUGUGUCGGAGCGGCUUUGGGCAAGUCAACUACGCCUAUCAGGAGAACUUGAACUCUGCUUUCUCCUGGCCUGGAAGAGGGAGUGGAUUAAACGAGAAUAUUUGGAUGCCACAACGAGAUCAUUUGAGGCCAGAAACUCUCUCACCAACCCCCAGUGACAAGCCUGAAGUCCCGCCCCGAAUCCCAAUCCGACCGAAACCUCUUCCGAAGACUGUGAGCUCCUACGCAGAGGACAGACCUCCCAAAAUUCCCCCAAGAGUCCCUCUAGUUCCCCCAUGCCCUCCUCGCUCUCCGAGCCCCAAAACUCUCCCGAUAUAUAUAAACGGUGUGAUGCCUGCAACUCAGAGUUUUGCUGCUAAUCCUAAAUACGUGAGUAAGGCGCUACUGAGGGAGCAGAGUCAGAGGGCGCCCCCUGCACCUCAGUUGACUCCCUGCAUUGUUCCAAUUGUGAAGGACGGAAGACAGGCCAGUAACACACACUACAUCCUCCUGCCGCCGAGGCGACCUUCCGAGAGACGGGACAGACUCAUGAGCGAACCUGUCAGAGUGGACAGCAAAGUCUGGCAGAAAAGAUAAAAAAAAAAAUGAGCGGAGGACUUCGACUGACGGACUAAUCAUUCACGUUCUUUUGUACGAUUAUUUAUGUGUCGAACUGCACUGUGAGACCCAAGAGUAUUUUAACGUUUCCGCACCGUUACAUUCCAUGUUGUGUCUCUGGUGCGGCAGAAAUAUUUACCUCCUUCACUUUAAUCUACUGAGACCAGUCAUUUUCAUGGAACCGUAACCACGCCUUGUGAGCACAACACAGAAGACUAGUGAUGAGUCAAAGGAAAGCUUGGGCUUCUUUGCUUCAGCAGCUGCCUCUGCGACUCAGUCACUGAGGCUCAGUGGAGAGCACACACAGUUGAUCAACUGUGGACAAAUGGAAAGAUGCACAGAGAUUUGCGGCAGUAAACACACAAAAAGAUUAAGGAGAUGCAGAAACUAAACCUCCACUUUCUCAUUAAUGGGGGAAAAACUAAACUGCGAUUUGUUGUUUUUUUAUAUUUACACAUUUGUGCGACAAUUAUUUUCACCAAAUAAUACAUUAUUUGUGGUUAAUUUCUCCUUUAAUUUUAGGAAACACUGGAAAGUACUAUGUUAUUCAUCAUGUAUGUUACACCUCUUGAUGAUGGAACUUAUGUAAAUGACUGAAAGCUGUUAUAUUCUUGCAACAUGAAACUCAAUAUUGAUCCUAAAAAUGUUUAACGCAGAGUGCCUAUAUUUUUAAAUUUCUGUCAACUGAUCGACAACGUUGGAGGAUCUGAAAAGGGACCAGGCUUUACCUGUGUUUGUCAGUUGCUGUCAAAUCACCUGUUUAGCUUCAUCUUGGAAUGUUACUUCACGUCCUGCGAUGAGAGGAUUUCUCAAAGGUCAACGUUCUGGUCGUGUAACAUUCAACUUUCCUUGAAUGUAUCCAAGAAAUGUAUUUUAAAGAAGGCUAGUGGUGAGAAUGUGUGUUUACUGUUGAGGUUCUGUGUUUACAUCUUUGUUACAUUGAGGUUCUUCAUGAAGGUUCUGAAUAAUUUCAAAGGUCUGUUGUUUGUAAUCUAUUUAUACAAAUAAAAUAACUUAUUAAUACAAGUUAAUUUUGGAGUACGACUUCUCCAGAAUCUAAACCUCAUGGGCAGCCAUUUUCUGCUCAGAAUAAAUGCACAGGAGACUUGUUUCAGAACAGGUUUUAAUCGUGUUAAAAUGCAGCUCGAGUGGUGAGAGCUCCUCACAUUUACAGGAACUGAGAAUCUGGUUGGUAUCUGACACAAAUAAAUCAAAUAUGAUCCACAAA